AUGGAGGAAAGAAACAACACUACGGCCGCAUGGUUUCCAUUUGAUUUUCAAAACGAAACCUCGACAGCUGAUGCAGAGAUUAAACUAAGUUCCCAAAUCUUCACCUCCUUUCUUCUUUCCGUACUUAUCCUCUGUGCCGUAUUUGGGAACGCGUGUGUGGUUGCAGCCAUCGCCCUGGAGAGAAAUCUUCAGAAUGUAGGGAACUAUCUGAUUGGGUCUCUGGCCGUGACUGAUCUGAUGGUAUCGGUUCUGGUGUUGCCCAUGGCGGCCCUUUACCAAGUCUUAAACAGGUGGACUCUCGGACAAGUACCAUGUGACAUUUUCAUCUCUUUAGAUGUGUUAUGUUGUACAUCAUCUAUACUGCACCUUUGCGCCAUCGCCUUGGACAGGUACUGGGCCAUUACCGAACCUAUAGAGUAUAUGAAGAAGAGGACGCCUAGAAGAGCGGCGGUUCUGAUCAGUGUCACCUGGUUUGUCGGGUUUUCCAUCUCUGUUCCACCCAUGUUGAUCAUGCGUUCCCAGCCGAGUAGUAAAGCGGAGGACAUAGCUAAUCCCGAGCAGUGCAUGAUAAGUCGAGACCCCUGGUACACAAUCUACUCGACAUUCGGCGCGUUCUACAUUCCGUUGAUACUCAUGUUGGUCUUAUAUGGACGGAUAUUCAAAGCUGCCAGGUUUAGAAUCAUGAGAACAGUGCGUAAAACAGAGAAAAAGAAAGUGUCGGAUUCUUGUUUGGCACUGUCCCCUGCUCUUUUCCACAAGAGGACCAACGGGGACCCGAGUAAAAGCUGGAAGAGGAGCGUGGAGCCCAAACCAACCCCAUGCGUAAACGGUGCGGUCAAGCACGGCGAUUUGUUGGAGAUUAUCGAGGUUCACAGCAACUCAAAAAACAACCUGCCACUCCCCAACAACCCCAAUUCCGAGCCGCUCUUUGAGAGCAGACAAGAUAAGAACAUGGAGGCAAAGAGAAAGAUGGCCAUGGCCAGAGAGCGCAAGACUGUGAAGACGUUGGGUAUAAUUAUGGGCACUUUUAUUUUUUGCUGGUUGCCUUUCUUUAUUGUCGCCCUGGUAAUGCCCUUUUGCCAGUCGUGCCAAAUGCCAAAGUGGCUCGAGGACGUCAUUAACUGGCUCGGGUACUCCAACUCUCUACUGAACCCCAUCAUUUACGCAUAUUUCAACAAAGACUUCCAAAGUGCCUUUAAGAAAAUAAUAAAAUGUCACUACUGCAAAACAUAAGCAUAUUACAUAAUCCGUUUAUGAUGGAAAACAGUUCACUGCAGAGUUGGGAC
Molecule: messenger RNA, 1286 nt
Organism: Oncorhynchus masou masou (cherry salmon)
Lineage: Eukaryota; Metazoa; Chordata; Actinopteri; Salmoniformes; Salmonidae
Product: 5-hydroxytryptamine receptor 1A-beta-like
Exons: 1
Coding region: 1-1233 (410 amino acids)
Biological process (GO): regulation of hormone secretion; regulation of behavior; regulation of vasoconstriction
Cellular component (GO): plasma membrane
Molecular function (GO): dopamine neurotransmitter receptor activity, coupled via Gs; G protein-coupled serotonin receptor activity
Source: RefSeq, a predicted model, not a curated record